Messenger RNA from Microthlaspi erraticum, 1722 nucleotides. The record is from the annotation of a GenBank genome assembly. NCBI's taxonomy places the organism in Eukaryota, Viridiplantae, Streptophyta, Magnoliopsida, Brassicales, Brassicaceae.
AUGCCGGAGAAAAGAGUGACUCCGUCUCCGGCGCUGGGCCAAAUGACGAAGAACCGGCUGAGUCCUCUGCAUCAAUGGAGAUUCAGCCUUCUAACAUCCCUCGUUUUCUUCCUCAUGGUUGUCGUCUGGAGCAUUGACGGUUGUACCAUCAAAAGCUUUAUCGUUUCAUGGAGUUUCAAUGCUUACUCUUCUCCUUCUCAUUCAGUGAAACCGAAGUCCCAUUCUCUGGAUCUAACUUCGAACUCUACCAAUCCACUGGAUCUGUAUCCGACCCGAUUGAAGUUCGACUGGAUCUCCGCCGAGCAGGAACACAAUUUCACGUCGAAUCUUCUGAGAAAUUGGUUGGCUCCGGGAGGAGAGAAAUGCAGAGAAGCAAAGACCGUCGAUAUCUCCGUUCCGAACAUCGACGGAAAAGAAUCUGUAGAGUUAACGGCCGGUAAGAUCCACGAAUUCAGAUUUCAAUCCUUGGACGAAUCGGGUAAACCGGUCUGCAUCGGUGGGGAUUACUUCGAGACUGAUCUUUCCGGCGAAAACUGGAAAUCGAGACCACCGGUUAAGGAUUUAGGCAACGGGACUUACUCUUUAUCCCUCCAGAUUCAUCCCGAUUUCGCCGGAGACUACAAUCUCACCGUCGUUUUGCUCUUCCGCCACUUCCAAGGCCUUAAACUCAGCCCCACGCGAUUCGCCGUCGACAGAGUGCUACGCAAUUUCAAGCUACGCUUCGUCACGAAACCCGACGUCGUUUUGCCGGAGCUCCGGAGAUGCGAUCGUUCCGAUUUCGAUAGAGAAGUCUGGUCCGGCCGGUGGACCAGGCUCGGUAAGAACGACGAGUGCGAGAUCAGCAACGACGGGCGUUACCGUUGUCUUCCCGCUGAUUUCCCUUGCCGGAAACCAUGGUGCGACGGAGCGUUAUCGGAGUUAGAAAGCAACGGCUGGGUUUACUCCAGCCAUUGCUCCUUCAAGCUCUUCUCCGGCGAUUCGGCUUGGGAUUGCUUGAAGAACAAAUGGAUUUUCUUCUGGGGAGACUCCAACCACGUCGAUUCGAUCAGAAACUUGCUGAAUUUCGUCUUGGGUCGUCCGGAGAUCCGCUCCGUCGCGAGGAGGUUCGAUUUGAAGUUCUCGAAUCCGAAGAACUCAUCGGAGACAGUUAGGAUCACGAGUAUCUUCAACGGACACUGGAACGAGACUCAGAACUAUCAAGGUCUUGACUCGCUUAAAGACGAAGACUUUAGAGAGCUGCUCAAAAGCUACUUCGCGGAGGAGAACAGCGUCCCUGACGCCAUGAUCGUGAACUCCGGUCUCCACGACGGCGUUCACUGGUCUAACCUCAGAGCGUUUGCGAAAGGCGCGAAAACCGCGGCUGCGUUCUGGAGAGACGUUUUCGACUCGGUGAAAAGCCGCGGUUUACGACCGCCGGAAGUGAUUUUCAGGAACACGAUUGCGACGGGCGGUUACGCGAGGACGCUCGGGUUUAACCCGAGCAAGAUGGAAGUGUACAAUAGGGUGUUUUUGGAGGCGAUGAAGGAAGCUGGGCUUGUGUCCGGUGUGAUUGAUAACUUUGAUAUGACGUACCCGUGGCAUUAUGAUAACAGAUGUAACGACGGGGUUCACUACGGGAGAGCUCCGGUGAAGAUGAGGUGGAGAGACGGCGAGAUUGGGCAUCAGUACUUUGUUGAUCUGAUGCUUGUUCAUGUCUUGUUAAAUGCAUUGUGUGUGAGAUAA